AUGGCAGAACAAAUUACGCAUAAAAAAUCGUUGAAACGGGUAGAUAAUGAGAAGAGAAGGCUAUUGAAAGAGUAUUAUCGACUACAAAAGGAUAAUAAGCCUGGAGAAACAACUGCUGAAUCGGAUAAGGCUGAUACGAAGUCGCCAUCGCCGUCAGUUUUACCUGGAGUAACAACGGGGUCGAUACCAGCAUCAGGUGCUGACAUUGAUUCUGGCGUGACCAGCGCUAAUCUUGGCAAUGUCGUUGCUUCUACACCCAUUGAAAACUGCAAAUCACCUCAAGAUACAGAGCAAGAGAUCCGGUUAGAACUGGAAAAGGGUGAUAUAGAUGUAACAAAGAAGUCUUUGAAGCAGUUAUUGCAAGUUCAAAAUCUGCUCUUGGCAGAGGAAACUGAAGCAGACAAUGCCAUUAAGAAUACUAUAUACGAUAAUUAUUACGAUUUGAUUAAAGUGGAUGAAAUACUAAAAGAGAUGACUCAGUUGGAUGAAUCCUUAGUGGAGCAACUGCGAGAAACGUGCAAUAUGGCUCGACCCAUGUUGAAACAGUGA
Molecule: messenger RNA, 549 nt
Organism: Kluyveromyces lactis
Lineage: Eukaryota; Fungi; Ascomycota; Saccharomycetes; Saccharomycetales; Saccharomycetaceae
Gene: VPS51
Product: Vps51p
Exons: 1
Coding region: 1-549 (182 amino acids)
Source: RefSeq, a predicted model, not a curated record